AUGGCGGAGCGACUCGUCGUGCCGCGCGCCUGCAGUGGGGAGGCCCGCGCCGCCGCCGUCGUCGCCGCCAUGGUGGCCAACAGUGUGCUGGCGAGCCGCGAGUAUCACGGGCCCGAGCCGGACUCGCCGUCGUCGCCGCUGGCCGCCUCGCUCAGGGUGAGCCGCUCCAGUCCCGACCUCGUGUCACGGAAGAAUCGGCUGAACCAGCCCCGCCUGGCCUCGGGCCUCAGCCGCCAGACGCACCGCACCUACGAGAACCUCGCCGACACCGUCGCGUACUCGCAGCAGGCGUUCAGCUCCGAGGAGCUGGACCGCGUGUACCCGGUGCAGGCGGGUCCGGCCUCCGUGUCGGCACAGUUCGUCACGCAGUCAGCGCUGGUGGCCGAGAUAGCGCGCAGCCAGCCGGCCGAGCCGCCGGCGCCGCCGCCGCCGCCGCCCGGAGCCGCGCCGGCGCCGACCGCGCUGCUCGCGCCGCCGGCCGUCGACCCGCAAGGACCCGGCUCGCCCAGUCACUUCCUCAGCGGCAACAUUCGCGUCAGCUCGGUGGGACCCGUCGGCCUCCACCAGCCGGCCGCCGGCGCCGACGAGCCCAUCUACGAGAACGUCGACUUUCAUCCAGCGCGGUCGCCUGGCCGGCGGCGUCGGCGGCGCGGCGGACGCCGUGCGCGCCCCGUGACGCCCGAGGUGGUGGUGAAGCGGGAGUCGACGGCCAUCCCGCGGGAGCAGAGGUGUCAGGCGAUCGAGGCGCGCAUCAGCAACGCCGGCUUCUUCCGCGAGUUCGAGUCGGUGGUGAAGAAGCGCGACUCGGCCGAGUACACCACUGCGCGCCGGCCCGAGAACGAGAACAAGAACAGGUUCAGGGACGUGCUGCCGUACGAAGACAACCGGGUGCGAGUCACGCCCUCCAGAGACAACCCCACCGGCUACAUCAACGCCUCCCACAUCAGCGUGAGUGUGCCGGCGGCCCACGGCGCCGUGGGCUGCAGUGGUGUUCGCUCGUGUUUGUGA
Messenger RNA from Pollicipes pollicipes, 1008 nucleotides. RefSeq lists its product as uncharacterized. NCBI's taxonomy places the organism in Eukaryota, Metazoa, Arthropoda, Thecostraca, Pollicipedomorpha, Pollicipedidae. Gene Ontology annotation, molecular function: protein tyrosine phosphatase activity. The transcript is spliced from 8 exons. Bases 1 to 1008 code for a protein of 335 amino acids. Gene Ontology annotation, biological process: protein dephosphorylation. The record is from RefSeq and is a predicted model, not a curated record.